Molecule: messenger RNA, 1921 nt
Organism: Vespula vulgaris
Lineage: Eukaryota; Metazoa; Arthropoda; Insecta; Hymenoptera; Vespidae
Product: solute carrier family 52, riboflavin transporter, member 3-A-like
Exons: 1
Coding region: 9-1367 (452 amino acids)
Biological process (GO): riboflavin transport
Cellular component (GO): plasma membrane
Molecular function (GO): riboflavin transmembrane transporter activity
Source: RefSeq, a predicted model, not a curated record
UCAUCAAAAUGGCAACGAUUAACCUCAAAGGAUAUUUAAAAAAUAGAUCCGGCAUUAUGCAUUUACUCGUCGUUUUGUUUGGUAUAUCUGCUUGGAUAGGUGUUAAUGGAAUUUUUGUUCAAUUACCAAUACUUGUUCAUUAUUCUCCUGAAGGUUCAGCUUUACCAACUUAUAUAGUAAUAGUAAUACAAAUGGCAAAUGUGGGACCAAUUAUAUAUAUGCUUUUACAACAAAUGCAAUUUAAAAUAAAUGAAUUUUUAUUUAUAUUAGGAAUUCUUACUAUAGGAAAUAUUUCUAUGGCACUUUUAAUAUUUUUUUAUAACAAAACUGUUGUUAUAUCAAAUUCAGAAUAUAGUUUAGCUUUAUUUGUUUUAACAUUUUUUACGGCACUUGUUGGAUGUUUCAGUUCUGUUCUAUUUAUGCCUUAUCUUCGUAAUUUUAAUGAAACAUAUAUGAUAUCAUAUUUUAUUGGAGAAGGAUUAAGCGGUGUGUUACCAAGUUUAGUUGCAUUGAUUCAAAAUAUCGGAGGAAAUAAAAACUAUGUCACAAACAGUACCAUUACAUCAAAAGAAAUAAUCCCUGACUUGAGAUUCACUCCAUUAUAUUACUUUUUAUUUAUCUUUCUUGUUUUACUCCUAUCUCUUAUUGCAUUCAUUAUAUUACAAUAUUCUUCAUUUAAAGAUAUCAAAAAGAAUUAUGAAGAGAAUAAAAAUAGCCAGGAUAAGAUACAAGUUACACAUCAUAAUAUUAAUGAUAAAUCUAUUUCUACUUCCAAUAAUUUAUAUUUAGAAAAUGACCAGACAGAUAAACAUUAUUUAUCAAAUGACAAAAGAAAAAAAGCAAGAUGUCUUAAAACAGAUUACAAAAUGUCAUUUUAUCAAAAAUUGUACUUACUUAUUUUAAUGAGUUUGCUUUGUUUCUUUGGUAAUGGAUUUUUACCAAGCAUACAAUCAUAUUCUUCUUUACCAUAUGGAAAUAUAACGUAUCAAUUAUCUGUUACUUUAACACAAUUUGCAAAUCCAAUUGCAUGUUUUAUAACAUUUUGGAUUAUAUCAUCAAAUUUAAAUAUUAUUCAUGCUUUAUCUACAAUAAUAUUUAUACUUUGUAGUUAUGUUACAUAUAUAGCACUGAUGUCUCCUUUUGUACCACUAAAAGAAUCUAAAAUGGGUGUAAUAAUUAUAUUGAUAUCAUGGACUAUUCUUAUAGGAUUCAUUUCUUAUGUAAAACUUGUUAUUAUAUCAAUAUUUAGACAGAUACAAAAAGAAAAUAUUCUUUUUUAUGUUGGCAUUAUUAUGCAGGCAGGUUCUGCAAGUGGAGCAAUUAUUUCAUUUGUUUUAAUCAAUUUCACUAAUUUUUUCCAAACAUAAAGAAAAAACACACGUUUUUGUUUUAAUAAUUAAUACAUACACAGACACAUAUAUAUAUGCAUUCAUGCUCUCCUUCUAUCAAAGUCUCAAAUUAUUUAUCAUUUUUAUAUUUUAUGUCUAGACGUAUCAAACAAAUAAAGACAAUAAAAAAAUUAAAGUAACUAAAAUAUAUGAUAAAAAAAUAUUGAACAAUGAUAUUGUUAAUGUAUUAAAAGAAAGAAAUUCGCGACGUGUUUAUAGUGACAUAGUUUAUAUGCGCAGAGUUUAAAUGUAAUCGACAAAUUCAAAUAAUUCAAUAUUUAGCGCGCUUAAUUAACGUGUCAUUCUGUACAUCAUCCAGGCAAACACAUAAAUAUUUUAUGCAACAGACAUAAACGCAUAAAGUCGUAAACCCCAUAAAAUUAAUGUCGUUUACAUUAGAUUUAUUUAAUCGUCGACGAUUAGACAUGUAUGUGAAAUGUUUAGGCUAAUGUUUACAAGAAUUAGAAGAAUUUAUAUAUCGUGUUAUUAAAUUUAGAAUAUUGUUUAUUUGAAAUAUAAUUUUAUGACAAUAU